Exophiala dermatitidis NIH/UT8656 is the source of this 498-nucleotide messenger RNA. RefSeq lists its product as uncharacterized. The transcript has 2 exons. Lineage: Eukaryota; Fungi; Ascomycota; Eurotiomycetes; Chaetothyriales; Herpotrichiellaceae. Bases 1 to 498 code for a protein of 165 amino acids. The record is from RefSeq and is a predicted model, not a curated record.
AUGGCAAAUCCGAUGACCCAACCGAUGGGCCAACCAGUCGCAGGGGGUGACUGGGAAAACGGUCUUUGCGAAUGUUCUUGCGGCAGCUGCAUCAUCGGUACCUGCGUGCCGUGCUUGCUCGUUGGCCGUACUUCGGAACGCCUAAGGGAUCCGUCCAUGAGAGAUCCUGAGAGCAUCAACGGCGAUUGCAUGAUCCAUGGCUUUCUGUCCGUCUUCACUGGCCUGGCCUGGAUUUUCACCAUGAUGAAACGGACCGAGAUCCGUGAACAGUUUGGCAUUCCUGGAAGCAGUUUCGGCGAUUGCUGCACAGCAUACUGGUGCCCGUGCUGCGCCGUCAUUCAGCAAGAUAACGAGGUCAAGUUUCGUCUUAAGCCUGUCGCGGACAUGACCCAGCAGCCAUAUCAACCUCAACAAGACCAGAUGGUCAUGCAGAAUAGCUUCGCAUCCGCACCACCAAAUUACACACCUGCUCCAAAUUAUCCACCUGCUCAAAAGUAG